AUGGAGGUGGCUGAGAUGAGGAUACUAAGAUGGACUUGCGGGAAGAUCUUAUCAGGCAGGAUCCCCACGGGAGUUCUUAGAGCCGAACUUGAAGUAUGGACCGUCAUUAACAAGCUACGGGGAGGACGCUUCAGAUGGUUUGGCCAUGUUAGGAGAAGAGACCAAACAACACCUUUAAGGAGAGCGGAAUCUAUUCACGUUGACGACAUUCGAAGAAAGGGUAGGCCUAAGAUGAGGUGGGAGAAGCGACUAGUGAAGGACUUAAAGGAGCUUGGAUUGUUGGAGAACUUGACUGAUGGUUUGGCCAGGAGAAGUGGGCACAACAAAGGUGAAUCGAUGAUACAUAGGGCUUCACCAGGAGAAGAGAUUGAUCUGACCGUCGAUGAAGAUGGGUUUGUUGCUAAAACUUUAGAAGCACAAGUAUCUUUCAUAUUAAACAUUUUUCCAGAUGGAUAUUUCAUUGAAUUGCCUUAUGAGAGCAAUGACAGGCAUCCAAAUAUUGUACAAGAUGAUCUGAAGAUUUUGCAUCCAUAUGACAGGAGAUCUGAAAGUCUGAUUGCAGCGAUUGAAUGUGGCCAGAUUCCUGCAGAUUUCCUGGAUGACAUACCUUGCAAAUACAUCAAUGGGGCAGUUGUGUGUGAGGUGCGAGACUACAGGAAGAAAUCAUCCGAAUCAGGAUAUUAUGGUUCUUCUACAGCUUCUUAUCCUUCUAUUACUAAAGUAUCUCUUAAGAUGUCACUGGAUGAAGUGGUGAAGGAUAUUCGUGAGAUAUCUGAUAGCUCAUGGGGAUAUGGUGAUUUGAUAGAAGCAGAAUCCAGGAUAUUAAAUGCUCUGCAUCCAGUACUUUGCCUGGACCCGACACCCAACUUAGACAGACUCUGCAAGGAGCCAACUUCCAUAAAGCUAAAUCUUGAUAUUCGUGGUAUGCGUCUGAAGCGGCUAAGGCAGACAUCUAGAGCUGCUACUAUGCCAGAAAACACAAAUCUGAGGGUAGGACACUUAAGACAGAUAAUAGGUCAACCUGAUUUUGUGAAUCUGGCUGACGAGAAUGUUGGCCAGAGCAAUAUGAGGCCUGGAAGACCAAAAGAACAUGCACCAAGUUCCUUCAUCCCAGAACCUCCACAGAUGUCUCAUCAAUCGCACAAUCAAAUUGUUGUCAGUAACUCACGAUACAUGCAAGAUGAUUCAGCACGAGGUUCUUCUGAUGGUAUUAGCCCAAUUAUACCAUCUAUGUCCAAUUUAAAUAAAAUAUGCAGGUCAAAUACUAUGGCUCUUGAUGACAAUAAAUCACAAACUGAUAGUAUUAGUGCACCCAGCUCCUGCUUAAAAAACAAGCUCUUACAGCGGCAAUCAACUGUGCUAAAGCAAAUGUUUGACGGGAGUCCUAAUAAUGAUAGUGGGGGAAUGGAAUUUACAGCAGAGCAGAAAAAAAUAAGAUGCAGUAUGAAACAAGAACUAGCUGACACUGAUAGGGCAGUAAAAAUCGAUCCUAGCCAAGUGCAGAAAAGAUUGCCACAACACUGGACAAGAUCAAUAUACUGUCGAGAUUCAUGGAACAACAUGUGCCAACCUGUUGAAAACAAUACUAUCAUAGGAGAAGAGUUUUCUGGUGGAUCAAUAGGAAUGCAUUUUGGAGCUGCGGCUGGAUCCUCCCAGGGUGGGAAAAUGGCAUCCAUGAGGGGUCAGAAGGGAAUGAGAUACAAUCUAAUAGAAGAGACAGUGGAGAGCGGAAGGAUUGACAUAUCAGAGCCCAUUCAAGUGCAGAAAAGGUUACCACAACACUUCACAAGAUCUAAUGACAGUCAAGCGCAAUGGAACAAUAUCGGACAAUCUCUUGACAAGAAUUCUAUUAUCCAGGAGGAUAAUAACCAGAGAAGAAAAUCAACACAAUCUUUCUCUUCACUAAAUUCAGGGAAGUUAACUAAUGGAUCAAUGGGAGAACAGGUGGGAGUUGCAGUUGGAUCAUCCCAGAGAGAGAAACCAGUUGUCAAUGCGAUGUGUGAUGACACACGAUCCUUGACCUGUAGUUUCAACGAAUUAAUGCAUCCAGCACAAAUGUCAUCAAACUGGAGAUCAGAAUCCAAUUCAAAUACCCCAGAUUUUAAUGUUGGUAACAGAACCCUGAGGGAUCGGUUUUCCAUAAUACAGAAGUUGGCAACAAGGUCUAAACUUGAGUGCAGAAACAACAAAAGUGAUACUCGCAAAGAUGAAAACAGCCAAAAAACAUCUUUUCCUGCUCUACAGCUGAUUGAUGUUCUUGUCAGUGAUCCUAAUAGUGACACUUGCAAAGAUGAAACAUGUACAAUGUUGCUCUCCGAGUCGCUUGUCAGUGGAAACAUCAACAUUUGCAAGACUAGGAUCUUAAACUUUGUCAAGGAUGAAGGUCAUCUUCCAGGAGAUGUGCUUUCAGUGGUUCCUGAAUUUCAAAUUCGAUUAAUGUUAUCAGAAAGAGAAAGUGGUUACGCUGUAGCAAUGCAUUAUGGAGAGCUCGAUGAUUAUGAUUACUUGGUAGAAGAGGAGCUUAUCUCUACACUUCCAAAUACUCAUUCUGCAGACUUGCUUGCAGUCCAAUAUUGCUCUUUGAUGUUACGUGAAGGUUAUCAUCUAGAAAGUGACCAUUUUAAACCUAAACCAAUGAACAUGGUUCCAACACCUGGCACUCUGCCUAACACCAAUUAUGGAGCUGGGCAAUUUCAUGAAGGUGUUUCAGGCCAGUCAACCAAUGAAGUUGCCAGACAAGGAACUAGCCAUCAGAACAUACCGAAUGCAAGGAUGCACGCUCAAGGCAGCCGAGUAUUGCUACCAUCGAGGUCUCAAGAAAAUGAACCACAACCAUCUACCUAUCAGCAGCAACCGCUUCAGAGAUCAUUGGUUAUGAUGCUCGCAUCAAAUCCCAUAUCAAUGGAGCAGGAUACAACCAUGCAGCAGCAGCUGGAUAAUCAUAAUAGAGUGUCAAGUCCCCAAUAUCAGCUUUUACAACAACAGCAACAAUCUUCAAUGCAGGGAGAAAAGAUGACGGGAUCUGGAAGUAUAGGCAGCAUGGGUUGGUAUAUUGGCGAGAAUAGUAGCUUUGGGGUUCAAGGUUUCAGCGACGUGAUGAGAAUGGAUGGUGGUACUCAUGCAGGAACCGCGGUUGUAUCACCAAUGAUGGGUCAGAACACUACGAGUAUAAACCACGGUUCACCUAUCAACAGUGCUAUAAACCAGCAACUUCAUUCUGAUUUUGCAAUAAUGGAUACAAAACCAAGGGUGUCAGUAAGUAAACCAAAUGUCUUGAGUGAGCAAUCCAGUCAUGUUGGUGGGUUACAGGGAGUUGUUAGACAAAUUCACCAGGGAUCGGGCUUAAGUGGUGUUCCACAACUUGUUUCUGGUUCCGCCAACCUGGAGACGGAACCUACACAGAGUAGACCAAAGUUCUUGAGUGUACCGUGGGGGGCAUCAUAUAAUAUUUACACCUCAGGCUCAAGUGGUUUUUUGAUCCUGGAUUCUAGUAUUAACAGGGCUAAGGACAUGAAUCUCAUGCAAGGAAAUGGUAUGGCUCCUCCAAGAUUGAUGUCAGGCAUCAAUCAAAACCAAAACCUCUUUAUGAAUCAGCAGCAGGUGCUUUUACCAUCUACAUCAAAUUUACAGCCUGUUAUUUGGCCAACCAAACAGCGAUCACCAUCACCAUUCGUUGGAAUGCCACAACAGCAGGCGCCUCACCAGCCAAUUCCAGUGAGCCCACAGAUAAGUUAUGGUUGGAUCUGCCCUCCCAUGAGUGCUGGUAAUCAAGAGGGAACGAGCACACAGUUAAACUCACCGAACUUUGCCUCUGUUGGUAACAACUUGCCCAACUUUCUAAUGUAAAUCCGGGGUGUGAAUCGUUAUUCAAACUCUUGAUGUAUGGUUCAAAUUGCAGUUCUUAAAAAAAGGUCACGACUCUAUCUUAGGUACAUUUUGUAAUUUAUGAUAAUCAUGAAGCUUUUACAGAAA
This is a messenger RNA of Erigeron canadensis, 3972 nucleotides long. RefSeq names its product protein PHYTOCHROME-DEPENDENT LATE-FLOWERING-like. Gene Ontology annotation, biological process: regulation of transcription by RNA polymerase II. The record is from RefSeq and is a predicted model, not a curated record. The transcript has 13 exons. The coding region runs from base 1 to 3846 and encodes 1281 amino acids. Gene Ontology annotation, molecular function: transcription coregulator activity. Gene Ontology annotation, cellular component: SAGA complex. NCBI's taxonomy places the organism in Eukaryota, Viridiplantae, Streptophyta, Magnoliopsida, Asterales, Asteraceae.